UGGGGCUAAAUCCCAGGGUUUUGGGGCUGGCUCCGCUCCAUUGUGCAGCAGGGCCAGGCUCUUCCCAUGACAAAGGGCCUCUCAGCUCUGCCAGCCCUCGGAAGAUGCUGCUGGAAUAUAAAUACAACCCUCAUCCCAGCUCGCUUUUGCCGAGUCAGGCUUUUCCCAAGCCAGAUGGCUCCUCCUGAACUUCUCUUUUACAUACAAAUCACACAAAAAAAAAUAGGGAAAAGCAAGCAGAAAGGGCUGGUUACAACCCGUGGUUAUAAGGAGCUGCUUGUUUUACCCCAGCAGCUGGUUGGAUUCUUCCUUUGUUUUUGCGUUUGGAGGGUGGGAUUUUUCCCUUCGUGUGGGCUGUUUCGAGGCAAAUUCCUUAAAAAGGAAAAAAACAAAAAGGCUGGAGAAGCCCCAAAGCACUGGGAAAGGUCAGGAGCAGACAAAGGAGGAGGGACGCAGCCGCAGAACUUCUCAAUCCCCAAAACUCUCCCUGCGGAGGGGCAGGAUGGGACCCGCAGGCCGGGAGCGGAGGAUGGAGCCCGGGCGCCGUUCCGGCGGUAACUGUGAUCCUGACCUGCACCAGGGUUAAGAUCCAGGACGGGGCUGAGCCACGGGGCUGGAGAACAAUAGUGGAGUGGAAAACAAUGGAGCUGCUGCACCUUGGCGCGUAGGGAUGCCGGACGGAAUUCCAGCUUCAACAUAACGCCUUGGGCCAGAGCCGCGGCAGCAUCAGGUUGUGGGAGCAUCCGUGGAGCCAAAGGAUCUGCCAGGACGGGGAGGAGGUCGAUGCCGCUUUGCCAUGGGGGAUGCUCACACGGCUCCUCAGGAAACCCAAAGCUUUGUCAGCUUUUCCGCCGCAACGUGGAAGAGACCCUGGGAAGAUGAAAGCCCGUCUGUAGGAGUUUCCACAAACACCCAAGGAAAAGCACGACCUGAGAUGCCCUUUCUCAUCGCUCAGAACCACCCUGAUGUUGCACUUCCAGGUCUGGCAUUGCCGGGACGGUCUGUGGAUGCUCCAAAUGCAAAUGUCAGCGUAAGCGUAUCCUCGCUGGUAUUAAAUAUUCACUCCCAUGAAAGAAGAGCGGGAGGAUGGAUUACGGCGGCUGCGAGUACCCGGUUCCUUGCGGGAAAGACAAAUACAUCUCCAAAAACGAGCUCCUUUUACACUUGAAGACGUACAACAUCUACUAUGAAGGACAAAACUUGCAGCUGCGGCACCGGGAGGAGGAAGGUGAACUCAUCGUGGAGGGGCUGCUGAACAUCUCCUGGGGCUUGCGGCGACCCAUCCGCCUGCAGAUGCAGGAUGACAACCAGCGCAUCCGCCCUCCACCAUCCUCUUCCUCCUGGCACUCGGGCUGCAACCUGGGAGCCCAUGGGUCUGUGCUGAAGCCCAGCACCUUGCCAGACAUCCAGGUCACGGAUGCAGAGGCUGUGCCAAACAGAGAAGCUCCCCGGAGCGGUGCAGCCCCCAAAUCACAAGCAGAGGAGACGCCGCAGCUGAUGCGGACACGGAGCGAUGUUGGGGUACGGCACCGGGGCAGUGCCCGCACCCCCAGCGAGCAGCGACGCAUCCGCCGGCACCGCUUCUCCAUCAACGGGCACUUCUACAACCACAAGACAUCCGUGUUCACGCCGGCGUACGGCUCCAUCACCAACGUCCGCAUAAACAGCACGAUGACGACUCCCCAGGUCCUCAAACUGCUGCUCAAUAAAUUCAAGAUUGAAAACUCAGCGGAGGAGUUUGCGCUGUACAUUGUCCACACCAGUGGAGAGAAGCAGAAGCUGCGAGGCAGCGAUUACCCCCUGAUCGCCCGCAUCCUGCAGGGCCCCUGCGAGCAGGUCUCCAAGGUCUUCCUCAUGGAGAAGGACCAGGUGGAAGAAGUCACCUAUGACGUAGCUCAGUACAUCAAAUUCGAGAUGCCCAUCCUCAGGAGCUUCAUCCAGAAGCUGGAGGAAGAGGAGGAUCGCGAAGUGAAGAAGCUAAUGCGCAAAUACUCCAUCCUCCGGCUGAUGAUUGAGCAAAGGCUGGAGGAGAUUUCCGAAGGCCCGACGGCGAUGUGAAACGCUUCACCAGCUCCAGGUUGCAUCACAUGAAGAGCCGCUUGCCUGCAGGAUGUACUGUACCAAAUCCCAACCCCACGUCAUUCCCGGAGCGCUCCCAGUGUCCUCCUGGAUCACUCCAGCUCUGAGCCAACCCAUCCUCCCGCACCUUCAUCUGCGCAGCAUCCUCGGGGGGUUCCUCAUCUGCAAAUGGGAGUUUUCCCAGCAAGGCUCUGGGCAUCUUCAGCCAAAACCUCAAAUCCCUGCAAAUAACAGGGGGAAAAGCAAGAAAGAGGAAAUCCAUGAGCAGGAUGAAGCCACUGAGGAUGGGGACAAGAAAUUCUGGGCUCUGUUUGAAGAUCCUGGUUUCAGCAGUGCCUGCGUGGGGCUCCCUGCAUAGGACCCACCCCUCGGUGGCAAGAGCACAAAUAAUUCCUCUUUUUUUCACCUAAAAAAGCACAUUUCUAUUGCAAUAAUUCGCAGGCGACUGGAAGCUUUUGUAAAUCGAGUGGAUUUUAACACUUUUGCUGCCGAAAACAAACCUGGGGACCGAGGGUCGGAUUUACAGCAAAAGAGUAAAUCACGUUUUUCCCAGCACAUUCCCUUAACCUGCAUCUGGUCUCAUAACCCCCAUCCUGCUCCUUUCUAAUUUGCACUAAUGUUAGGGAAAAAAAAGCAAACCACGAUGUCAAACCUCUCUGGUAGCUGUAACAUGCCAAAUAAUGCUCGGAGGAAUAGUGGGUGGCGAUGAGCAUCUCCUGAGGGAUGCUGUAUGGAAAGCAGGAGGGAUGGCAGGAGGAGGGGAGGCAGAAAUAGAGGGGCUUAUUCUCCACAUGGAUUUUGGGGCAGUGCCAGCACAUUGUCCUGGGUUCAGCAGGACCAGGACUGGCUCUGUUACCACCAUCACACCUGGAAAACCCUCUUUCCUCCCGGGCUAAACCAGCAAUAUCCAUUUUAUACCUCGAUGUGAACUAAAACUCGUGACUUUCUCCCUCCUUUUGAGUUUUUGCAAUGCAUCUUUGUAAGUUUUGGGGUCUAAUUUUAAUGGUACCUUCUCCACCUUUAACACAUUGUUAGGGAAAGGAUUGUACAGCGAGAAAAGCUUUUUGUGUGUGUGAAGGAUGACUGUGGCAUCGCUUCGCUGGGUAACAAGGACACAAAACAUGUAGCAACUUAAUACAGAAUGAACCACCCUGA
This is a messenger RNA of Strigops habroptila (Kakapo), 3234 nucleotides long. It is a transcript of the gene RASSF2, whose product is annotated as Ras association domain family member 2. Gene Ontology annotation, cellular component: cytoplasm; nucleus. Lineage: Eukaryota; Metazoa; Chordata; Aves; Psittaciformes; Psittacidae. The transcript is spliced from 15 exons. The coding region runs from base 1087 to 2058 and encodes 323 amino acids. Gene Ontology annotation, biological process: signal transduction; regulation of non-canonical NF-kappaB signal transduction; positive regulation of protein kinase activity. The record is from RefSeq and is a predicted model, not a curated record.